This is a messenger RNA of Monomorium pharaonis (pharaoh ant), 2387 nucleotides long. Its product is annotated as protein kinase C theta type-like. The transcript is spliced from 3 exons. Lineage: Eukaryota; Metazoa; Arthropoda; Insecta; Hymenoptera; Formicidae. Bases 1968 to 2387 code for a protein of 139 amino acids. The record is from RefSeq and is a predicted model, not a curated record.
UUUGUAUUUUCAAGAUUCAUCGUUACUGAUAUUAUAAAUGUAUUUUAUAAUACAUUAAUGUAACACAGGCACGCCAAGUAUUUGCUAUGAUUCUGUUGGUUAUUUUAUUCACUUUUUAUUUUGUGUAACUUUUAAAUGCAUUAAAAUUUUGUUACAUAUAAUUUUUCUAUAAUUAGAUUGAUAACAUUGCAUGUUCAUGUUUACGCAUAAGAUUUUUGAACACUAUAUUAGAAAAUUAUAUUAUUAAAUAUAACAUUUUAACAAUAGUGUAAUGAUAAAUAAAAAAUUUCUUAAACUGUAUAAAUAUUUAUUCUUAUAUUUGGUCCAUUUUCUUAAUAUCAUUAUUUUUAAAGAAAGUAGAAAGAAAUCAAUUCUUUGUAGUGUCAAAUUAAAAUAAUACAAAAAUUCUUUUCUGAGAGUGUUUUUAGACACAAACAUUUGGUGCAUUUUUUACCUUAAAAAAAGUAAUUUUGUUAAGAUUUAUUUUUACAUAAAACUGAACAAUGUAUAGUUUACAUUAUAAUAAACUACACAAUGUAUAAUUAUUGAAAAUUAAAUAUUAAAAGACAUUUAAAAUGAUUGUUUGCUUAUUACGUUACGAUCUUGUUGAAUCUUAAUAAGUUAAUAUAAAUUUAACUUGCACACGGAAGUCUAGUGCCGGCUUUUAAAUCGACGUUUUUUUUAUUUUUUGGAAAAGAUAUUUUUUUUUAUUUAUUUUUUUCCAAAAAAUUUUCUUUUUUAUAAUUGUACUAUCAAGUAUGAAGGUACUUUGCAUUUAUAUUAUUUGUAGACUUCUGGACGAGACAAAUAAUACGGGAGUAUUCUUCGUGUAUAUUUUACGAAACGCGUCGCUGUUGAGAGACGUGUUAUUGCUGCUUACGCAUUUUGAUUCUAUUUUCCAGCCUGGAAAAUACACUGGAGUAGCUGGCGAGUCUUACGAUAUUUAGCGCAGCUGGCGCAACGAUCGUGCCGCGCCAUGGCGGACCAGCGUUCAACAGGCUGAUAUUUAUAGACGAGGAAUUAUUGGCGGAGGUUUCUUACGAAUCUACAAAAUGCUGUGCUAGGCUUCAAUAACCAGUUUCUAUGUUCAUUCCGGCAUCCGCUUGAUGGCUGUCGGAUCCGAUUUGACAAAUACGAUGACGUGAUGAUGUGAUAUCGCGACCAAGACGACGAUGAUGACGACAACGAGGAUAACGGUAUUCUCGGGCGUACAGCAUGCAGUAAGCGUCGCGUCUCGGCUGAUUCCGCCGGGAAAAUCACGAGAAUUCUAAUGUAAGAUCCGAGACCAGCUGUGCGUUGCUCAUUCGAGUCUCGCCCGAGUCAUUGGAUCGAGUUGUCAGUCCCGUCGGAGUAGCGUGUUCCGAUCUCUCUGACCGUUUAGUGUUGUGUUUUUGGUAUCAUCAUCGUUCGUUAUCGCGGCAAAUCGAGUCGAGAAUGCCAAUCGUAACGACUACGUCAACCACAAAGCUGUGAAUUCAUUAUUCACCGUUCAUUUGUGGCGACGGAAGGAAGGAGAAACAGAAGAAAAAAGAAAAGGAAUGAUACUCUUUGCCGCAUUUUUUCAUGAGUGGCGUGUGAUAAUAGCUCUCGAAAUCGGGAAGACAUGUCGUUCGAUAUAUAGGUAGUUACAUGCAUGAAGAGUUUGUGAUACAGAAUGUUUCUCGUCGGAAAUGUGAUUCCUGUUGGCAAACGAGGCGAUUGUUAUUAUCAUUAUUAUAUUGUACUUUUAUCAUUAUAUGUAUAUGACUUAAUAUGUGUAUAAAGAAGAAGAGAAUGAUAAGAAAUAGAACAGAAAGAACUUUCUACUAAAUAGACUAUAAUUAAAAAAUGUGCGUAUGAGGUGCAAGUACACAAUUGUGAAAAUAUAAAUUAUUGAUUGAAUAAUGACUUCGAACGUGACGAUGUUAUCAUCGAUGCAAGGGAUAAUAAAGUAAAGUUAAAUCGGGCCAUCGGUGAAAUUUUGGAAAAUGAUGUUCACUGGUGGCUCGCAUGCGAAGAGGAGAAACGCUGGCGGCGGCAGUGGGUCGAGCUACUCUGGAAGAAAAUCCUCCAUGGAUCAUCGAAAUCUUCCAGCACGCAGUAUCGGAGCCGAAGGAUACACCUAUAGGACAAGAGUGCCGAUAUUAAAUCUCACGGAAUUACCACCAACGACUUCGACGCAGGGUAAAACAUACAUUUAUAGAACCAGAAAUCCGCGGAGGGAUUCUAUGGAACCGACGAUGUCAACAUCUUUGCCAUCACGAGAAAACAACAUUGGACGUGCUAUAACAAAAAGAAGGGGUGCUGUUAAACAUAACAAAGUGCACAUUGUACGGGGCCACAAACUUGUAGCCAAGUUUUUUCGACAACCGACAUUCUGUGCAUUCUGUAAAGACUUCUUAUGGUAA